Lachnellula hyalina is the source of this 1086-nucleotide messenger RNA. RefSeq lists its product as uncharacterized. The transcript has 2 exons. Lineage: Eukaryota; Fungi; Ascomycota; Leotiomycetes; Helotiales; Lachnaceae. The coding region runs from base 1 to 1086 and encodes 361 amino acids. The record is from RefSeq and is a predicted model, not a curated record.
AUGUAUUUCUUCCAAAUUUUAUCACUUGCUAUACAACCGCUUUUUGUUGCUACUUCUGCCGCAUUGAGACAGAACGUCGUCUUCCAAUUCCCUCCUGAUCCGAACAACGAGACGCAAGUCAUUCAAUUCUUUUUUGGGAGCCUUGUCAACGAGACAGGCGCUGCAAUAAAAGGAACCAACCUAGUAAGCGGAAGCUUCAUCAUCGAUGGCACAUACUGCACUCCAGGAUCCAGUCACGACGUUAAUGUCCUUGAGAUUCUUGUGCAUGGCAUCAGCUACGACAAGUCUGUUUGGUCAAGUCUCGGCCUGGGCAACGAGACUUUGAAUUGGCAAUUGUACGCCGCUAGUCAGGGCUAUGCUACGCUCGCUAUCGACAGAUUGGGACAUGGCACAAAUCCCCAGCAUCCCGACCCGUUGAAUGUCGUACAGGGCUGGCUACAGCUUGAUAUCUUGCACCAGCUUAUUGAAACCAUCCGCUCGAUUCCACGCAAUGGACUUUGCCGUACCUUCGAUAGAAUCGUCUACGUUAGCCACUCUUAUGCUGGUUGGCUCGGGACUGGACUCGCAGCAGCCCAUCCGAAGGACGUGGACGCGAUAGUGCUGACGGGGUUUAGUGUUGCCUUUAGCAAUAGCGGGUUCGAAUCUACUCAGGUCGUAUCUGCAGCCAACAUGAAUCCGAAGCGAUUCCCAAGCUUUCCGCUAGGUUAUAUCACUAUCGCGCAAGAGUCCCAACGAGAGGCGCUCUUCUAUGCUGGGGGAUAUAGCCACAUAAUUGCCGAGCAAGAUUAUGCGGUACAGGACACAUGGACAAUAGGGGAGACGGGCAAUUUAGGGUUUUUCGUGCCGGCCGUCAACUACACUGGACCUCUUUACAUUACAGCGGGUGAAGAAGAUAUCAUUUUUUGCACAGCUCCAGGAGCGACGUGCGAGGAUUUGUUGAAUAGCACCCGCGAGCUAUUUCCUGGUGUGACGGAGUUUGGUUUUAAAGCGAUUAGUGACACUGGUCAUACUUUGAUGUUGCAUGAUUCGGCACCUGAGAUGUUCGCAGAAGUUCAUGACUUUUUGGGCAAAGUUUUAAGCAACUGA